UUGCAGGGUUUGGCGAUCCGGCUCAAUCCGCCAGCAGCCAGCCUGGCUCCCCAGCCCCCACCGCCGCGACGGCCUCUGGCCCGCGGGGGGAUGCGGGCUGCACUUUGCGGCUGAGGCGGAGGCGGAGGGUGUUACCAUCACUGAAUCGCCCACUAUCAACAUCUUGGGUGUCAUCGUUGACCAGAGACUCAACUUGAAUCGCCACAUAAACACAGUGACUACAAGAUCAGGCCAGAAGCUGGGAAUACUGCGGUCACCAUGAUCUGCCUGACCUCUACUUCCUGCAUAGCGACCUUUUGUAGGAAUCCGUGGAUAUUUCUGUCCAAAUCCUUGCUACGAUACUUGAGCACCUCAGCUCCUUGGGGCACCACAGCAGAGCGGAAUGUGCCCUCCAGCAAGUUUCUCAAACAGGAUACAUCAGCAUCAAGCACCUCAACUAAGCCAUUGCCAAAGCAUGCUGAUGUGGUGAUCAUGGGAGGUGGCAGCCUAGGAUGCCACACCUUGUACCAUUUGGCAAAAAUGGGCAUCGCUGACGUGGUCCUGCUCGAGCGAGACCAGCUGACGUCAGGGACCACGUGGCACACUGCUGGUCUCCUGUGGCAGUUACGGCCCAGUGACACGGAGAUUGAGCUGCUCAAGCACACGAGGGAUGUGGUCAGUAAAGACCUUGGGGAGGAGACUGGGUUACACACUGGUUGGAUUGAAAAUGGUGGCCUCUUCAUAGCCUCCAACAAGCAACGACUGGACGAAUACAAACGCCUCAUGUCGCUCGGCAAAGUCUAUGGGAUUGAGUCUUUUGUGCUGUCCCCGGCAGAAACGAAGGACCUUUAUCCCUUGAUGAAUGUGGAUGAUCUGUGUGGUACACUGUAUGUGCCAACUGAUGGUACCAUGGACCCAGCUGGAACCUGUUCCACCCUGGCCCGAGCUGCCACAGCUCGAGGUGCAUCGGUGAUUGAGAACUGUCCGGUGACAGGGAUCCAGGUGAAGGUCGAUCAUUAUGGAACCAGGCGGGUCACGGGGGUCGAGACUGACUGUGGAACAAUACAGACUACUUGUGUGAUUAACUGUGCAGGUGUUUGGGCUCGGGCACUGGGGGAAAUGGCAGGAGUCAAUGUCCCACUCAUUGGCAUGCGCCACGCAUACGUGGUGACAGAGCGAAUCGAAGGAAUCCGGAAUAUGCCAAAUGUUCGGGAUCAUGACAGCUCUGUGUAUCUCCGUCUCCAGGGGGAUGCCCUGUCUGUUGGUGGAUAUGAACCUAACCCAAACUUCUGGGAAGAGGUGUCAGAUAAAUUUGCCUUCAGCCUUUUUGACCUGGACUGGGAUGUUUUCACACAGUUGAUUGAAGGAGCUAUGAACCGUAUCCCUGCUCUGGAGACCACGGGGGUGAAGUCAACUGUGUGUGGCCCAGAGUCAUUCACUGCUGACCACAAGCCCCUGAUGGGAGAGGCUCCUGAGCUCCGAGGCUAUUAUCUGGGAUGCGGAUUCAACAGUGCAGGAAUGAUGUUGGGUGGUGGUUGUGGGAAGGAGCUUGCUCACUGGGUCAUCCAUGGACGGCCGGAGAAGGACAUGUAUGGUUAUGACAUCCGUCGUUUCCAUCAUUCAUUGACCAAUAACAAUCGCUGGAUCCGAGAGCGAAGCCAUGAAUCUUACGCCAAGAAUUAUUCGGUCGUGUUUCCCUAUGAUGAACCCCUCGCGGGUAGGAACAUGAGGCUCGAUCCCCUGCAUCAGGAGCUCCUUCAGCAGGGUUGUGUAUUCCAAGAGCGACACGGAUGGGAACGACCUGGUUGGUUCAAUCCCAAAGGACCUGCUCCAAUUCUGAAUUAUGAUUAUUACGGAUUUUAUGGAAACAAGCGACAUGAGGAUUACAGGUAUAAUCAGCUGCUGUGUGAUGAUUACACCUUUGACUUCCCCCCACACCAUAAUCAGAUUAAAUCCGAGUGUGAAAGUUGCCGAAAUGCUGCCGCUGUGUUUGACAUGUCCUACUUCGGGAAGUUCUAUCUCCUAGGCCCAGACGCUAAGAAAGCAGCAGAUUGGCUGUUCACUGCCGAUGUCAGUGUAUCUUCAGGUAAAACCAUGUACACCUGUAUGCUGAACAGUCGGGGUGGGACAGAGAGUGACCUGACAGUGAGUCCAAUCGAGAGUGCUCCCCAGGGAACAGCACUCACACCUGCCUUCGAGGGUGAUGGCUAUUACCUCGCAAUUGGAGGUGGAGUGGCCCAACACAACUGGUCCCACAUCAAUUCUGUGCUUCAGGACCAGAGACUGAACUGUCAACUUCUUGAUUGCUCAGAGGAGCUGGGAAUGAUCAGCGUACAGGGACCACAGAGUCGCUCGGUGCUGCAGGAAAUUCUUGACACUGAUCUUAGCAAUGAGGCUUUCCCCUUCUCGACACACCAGGUUGUAAAGGCAGCUGGACACACAGUUCGAGCUAUGAGGCUUUCAUUUGUUGGUGAGCUAGGCUGGGAGCUGCAUGUACCAAGGGAAUCCUGUGUAGCUGUUCAUCGCGCUGUGAUGCAAUCUGGGGAAAAGUUUGGAAUCGCCAAUGCUGGUUACAGAGCCAUUGAUUCACUGAGUAUUGAGAAAGGCUACAGACAUUGGCAUGCUGACCUUCGAUCUGAUGACACACCACUUGAAGCAGGGCUGGCCUUCACUUGCAAACUAAAAACAAAGAUCCCAUUUCUUGGCCGGGAGAUGCUGGAGAAGCAGAAAGCUGAGGGGCUGUUUAAACGACUGUUGUGUUUCACUGUUGAUGAGAAGGUCCCUAUGUUUGGCCUGGAAGUGAUUUGGAGGAAUGGGAAAGUAGUCGGACACAUUCGGAGGGCAGAUUUUGCAUUUACGCUUGACAAGACCAUAGCCUAUGGCUACAUCAGGGAUCCUGAUGGUGGAGUGGUCACACCGGACUUUGUGAAGCGUGGGGAAUACUCACUGGAGAGAAUGGGUGUCUCCUAUCCAGCAAAGGUCCAUCUCAAAUCACCCUUUGAUCCAAACAACAAGCGAGUGAAAGGGAUUUAUUCGUGAGGAUGUGAACUGCCUGUAAUGCUCCAUGCUUUGAGAGGGAAAUAUGUGACCGGGAAUUUGCUGUAAUUGUCUUUGAACUCCAGUUUUGUAGUUGGAAGAUUGGUUUCUGGAACCCAGGGGUUUUUGAAGUUUCUGAAAUGAAUAUUAUAACCUGACUGUGAGGGAGACAUUCUAAAAUUUUAUUCAAUUAGCAAUAAUUCUACAGCCUUUAUAAUUAUUUUCAAUUGAGUUUUAACAAAUUAAACUUUACAACAGUG
Messenger RNA from Stegostoma tigrinum, 3275 nucleotides. It is a transcript of the gene sardh, whose product is annotated as sarcosine dehydrogenase. Gene Ontology annotation, molecular function: protein binding; sarcosine dehydrogenase activity. Gene Ontology annotation, cellular component: mitochondrion; cytoplasm; mitochondrial matrix. NCBI's taxonomy places the organism in Eukaryota, Metazoa, Chordata, Chondrichthyes, Orectolobiformes, Stegostomatidae. The record is from RefSeq and is a predicted model, not a curated record. The coding region runs from base 259 to 3018 and encodes 919 amino acids. The transcript has 22 exons.